GCCCGACCGCCCGCCCGCCCCGCGCUGCUCCGCGGCGCCUUUUCUGCACUCGCCGCUCCACGGAGCGGGAGCCUCGGCCCUCUGCGCGGCUGCAGCGAGCUGCCCUGCGUCCGGCCCGGCCCCCGCCUUAGGGAUGGCAAACUUGCGCCCUGUGGCCGCCUCCGCCAGCGCCGGCCCCCGCUCCUGCUGCUGACGGCGCCCAGGGCAAGGGACAUAGGAUGACCCCAGCCUGUCCCCUCUUACUGUCUGUGAUUCUGUCCCUGCGCCUGGCCACCGCCUUCGACCCUGCUCCCAGUGCCUGCUCUGCCCUGGCCUCCGGCGUGCUCUACGGGGCCUUUUCCCUGCAGGACCUCUUUCCUACCAUCGCCUCGGGUUGCUCCUGGACCCUGGAGAACCCCGAUCCCACCAAGUACUCCCUCUAUCUGCGCUUCAACCGCCAGGAGCAGGUGUGCGCCCACUUUGCCCCUCGCCUACUGCCCCUGGACCACUACCUGGUCAACUUCACCUGCCUGCGGCCAAGCCCUGAGGAGGCCGGGGCCCAGACAGAGUCAGAGGUGGGGCAGACAGAGGAAGAGGAGGCAGCAGCAGCGGGGUUGGAGCUGUGCAGCAGCUCAGGCCCCUUCACCUUCCUGCACUUUGACAAGAACUUUGUGCAGCUAUGCCUGUCAGCUGAGCCCUCGGAGGCCCCACGCCUGCUGGCACCUUCGGCCCUAGCCUUCCGCUUUGUUGAGGUCUUGCUCAUCAACAACAACAACUCCAGCCAGUUCACCUGUGGUGUGCUCUGCCGCUGGAGUGAGGAGUGUGGCCGUGCUGCAGGCAGGGCCUGUGGCUUUGCCCAGCCAGGCUGCAGCUGCCCUGGGGAGGCGGGGGCCGGUCCUGCCACCACAUUUCCGGGUCCUCCUGGUGACCACACCUUGUCCAAUGCCUUGGUGCCCGGGGGCCCAGCCCCGCCUGCCGAGGCUGAUUUGCACUCUGGGAGCAGCAAUGACCUCUUCACCACUGAGAUGAGAUAUGGUGAGGAGCCGGAAGAGGAACCGAAGGUGAAAACCCAGUGGCCAAGGUCUGCAGAUGAGCCUGGGCUAUACAUGGCGCAGACAGGCGACCCGGCGGCUGAGGAAUGGUCCCCGUGGAGCGUGUGUUCCCUGACGUGUGGGCAGGGUCUGCAGGUGCGGACCCGCUCCUGCGUGUCCUCCCCCUAUGGGACCCUGUGCAGCGGGCCCCUGCGGGAGACCCGGCCUUGCAACAAUUCAGCCACCUGCCCAGUGGAAGGCCAGUGGCUAGAAUGGGGUCCGUGGGGCCCAUGCUCCUCAUCCUGUGCCAAUGGGACCCAACAGCGCAGCCGGAAGUGCAGUGUGGCAGGCCCAUCCUGGGCUACGUGCACAGGUGCCCUCACUGACACCCGCGAGUGCAACAAUCUCGAGUGCCCUGCCACUGAUGGCAAGUGGGGGCCAUGGAAUGCAUGGAGUCUGUGCUCCAAGACAUGUGACACAGGCUGGCAGCGCCGCUUCCGCAUGUGCCAGGCCUCAGGUACACAGGGCUACCCCUGCGAGGGUACUGGAGAGGAGGUGAAGCCAUGCAGUGAGAAGAGGUGUCCAGCCUUCCAUGAGAUGUGCAGGGAUGAGUAUGUGAUGCUGAUGACGUGGAAGAAGGCGGCGGCUGGCGAGAUCAUCUACAACAAGUGCCCCCCCAAUGCCACGGGGUCUGCCAGCCGCCGCUGUCUCCUCAGUGCACAGGGUGUGGCGUACUGGGGACUGCCCAGCUUUGCCCGCUGCAUCUCCCAUGAAUACCGCUACCUGUAUCUGUCACUCCGGGAGCACCUGGCAAAGGGGCAGCGCAUGCUAGCGGGUGAAGGCAUGUCACAAGUGGUGCGCAGCCUGCAGGAGCUACUGGCCCGCCGCACCUACUAUAGUGGGGACCUGCUCUUCUCUGUGGACAUUCUGAGGAAUGUCACUGACACCUUCAAAAGGGCCACCUAUGUGCCCUCUGCUGACGAUGUGCAGCGCUUUUUCCAGGUAGUGAGCUUCAUGGUAGAUGAAGAGAACAAGGACAAGUGGGAUGAUGCUCAGCAGGUGUCCCCUGGCUCUGUGCACUUGCUUCGUGUCGUGGAAGACUUCAUUCACCUGGUGGGCGAUGCCCUCAAGGCCUUCCAGAGCUCUCUGAUUGUCACGGACAAUCUGGUGAUCAGCAUUCAGCGAGAGCCCAUCUCGGCUGUGUCCAGUGACAUCACGUUUCCCAUGCGGGGCCGCAGGGGCAUGAAGGACUGGGUGCGGCACUCAGAGGACCGCCUCUUCCUGCCCAAGGAGGUGCUCAGCCUCUCCUCCCCAGGGAAUCCAGCUGCACCUGGGGCAGCAGGCACCCCUGGCAAAGGAAGGGGCCCAGGAACUGUGCCCCCUGGUCCGGGCCACUCGCACCAGCGUCUCCUCCCAGCAGACCCUGAUGACUCCUCAUACUUUGUGAUCGGUGCUGUGCUCUACCGCACCCUGGGCCUCAUCCUGCCACCUCCCAGGCCUCCACUAGCUGUUACCUCCCGGGUGAUGACAGUGACUGUGCGACCCCCCACCCAGCCUCCAGCUGAGCCCCUUAUCACAGUGGAGCUCUCCUACAUCAUCAAUGGCACCACAGAUCCCCACUGUGCCAGCUGGGACUACUCCAGAGCAGAUGCCAGCUCGGGGGACUGGGACACUGAGAGCUGCCAGACCUUGGAGACCCAGGCAGCCCACACCCGCUGCCAGUGUCAGCACCUGUCUACCUUUGCUGUCCUGGCCCAGCCGCCGAAGGACCUGACCCUGGAGCUGGCAGGUGCCCCCUCGGUCCCCCUGGUGAUUGGCUGUGCCGUAUCCUGCAUGGCCCUGCUCACGCUGCUUGCCAUCUACGCUGCCUUCUGGAGGUUCAUAAAAUCUGAACGCUCCAUCAUCCUGCUGAACUUCUGCCUGUCCAUCCUGGCUUCCAACAUUCUGAUCCUUGUGGGCCAAUCGAGGGUGCUGAGCAAGGGCGUAUGUACCAUGACGGCUGCCUUCCUGCACUUCUUCUUUCUGUCCUCAUUUUGCUGGGUACUCACUGAGGCCUGGCAGUCCUACCUGGCUGUCAUUGGGCGGAUGCGCACCCGCCUCGUUCGCAAGCGCUUCCUCUGCCUGGGCUGGGGUCUGCCCGCCCUGGUGGUGGCUGUGUCUGUUGGCUUUACCCGCACCAAAGGAUAUGGUACAUCCAGCUACUGCUGGCUUUCCCUGGAAGGUGGCCUGCUGUAUGCCUUUGUGGGACCUGCAGCUGUCAUUGUCCUGGUGAAUAUGCUCAUCGGAAUCAUUGUCUUCAACAAGCUCAUGGCACGUGAUGGCAUCUCUGACAAAUCCAAGAAGCAGAGGGCUGGGUCGGAGCGGUGCCCCUGGGCCAGCCUGCUCCUCCCCUGCUCAGCGUGUGGAGCGGUCCCCAGCCCCCUGCUCAGCUCAGCCUCGGCCAGGAACGCCAUGGCCUCACUCUGGAGCUCCUGUGUAGUGCUGCCCCUUCUGGCGCUCACCUGGAUGUCUGCUGUCCUGGCCAUGACAGACCGCCGCUCCGUCCUCUUCCAGGCCCUCUUUGCUGUCUUCAACUCUGCACAAGGCUUUGUCAUCACCGCUGUGCACUGCUUCCUGCGCCGAGAGGUCCAGGAUGUGGUAAAAUGCCAGAUGGGUGUGUGUCGGGCCGAUGAGAGUGAAGACUCCCCUGACUCAUGUAAGAAUGGGCAGCUGCAGAUCCUGUCAGACUUUGAAAAGGAUGUGGAUCUGGCCUGUCAAACAGUUCUGUUCAAGGAGGUCAACACUUGCAACCCGUCCACCAUCACGGGCACACUAUCCCGCCUGUCCCUGGACGAGGACGAGGAGCCCAAGUCCUGCCUUGUGGGUCCUGAGGGUGGCCUCAGCUUCUCACCGCUGCCUGGGAACAUCCUGGUGCCCAUGGCAGCCUCACCAGGGCUGGGCGAGCCACCCCCCCCGCAGGAGACCAACCCUGUGUACAUGUGUGGGGAGGGUGGCUUGCGGCAGCUGGACCUCACGUGGCUGCGGCCAACCGAGGCUGGCUCCGAGGGGGACUACAUGGUGCUGCCCCGGCGGACUAUGAGCCUGCAGCCUGGCAGUGGGGGCGGAGGGGGUGAGGAUGCCCCCAGGGCCCGGCCCGAGGGGACCCCCCGGCGGGCUGCCAAGGCACUGACCCACACCGAAGGCUACCCCAGCUUCCUGUCUGUGGACCACUCGGGUCUGGGGCUGGGCCCUGCCUAUGGGUCUCUCCAGAACCCCUAUGGGAUGACUUUCCAACCACCACCGCCAACCCCCAGUGCCCGCCAAGUGCCCGAGCCAGGGGAGCGCAGCCGGACCAUGCCCCGCACAGUGCCUGGCUCUACCAUGAAGCUGGGCUCUCUGGAGCGGAAGAAGCUUCGAUAUUCAGACCUGGACUUUGAGAAGGUGAUGCAUACCCGGAAGCGGCACUCGGAGCUGUACCAUGAACUCAACCAGAAAUUCCACACUUUCGACCGCUACCACAGCCAGUCUGCAGCCAAGGAGAAGCCCAGCCCCGGGGAGCGUCCCAGCCUGUCCCAGCAUCGGCGGCAUCAGAGCUGGAGCACCUUCAAAUCUAUGACACUGGGCUCACUGCCCCCCAAGCCCCGAGAACGGCUGACCCUGCACCGGGCAGCAGCCUGGGAGCCCACAGAACCACCAGAUGGCGACUUCCAGACAGAGGUGUGAGUGCCACACCGGACUGCCCACUGCACAGAAAUAUAUAUCUCUCUAUUUUCACACUUCACUUUGGAACUACCCGGGAGCCAGCGCCCCCUCCCCCUCCCGAGGGCUGGGCAGGAGGCACAGAGGACUCAGCCAGGCUGGGAGAGCCAGACAUGGUGUAGCCUGGGGGCCAGGGUACCUCCUUGUUUCUCAAAGGCCCCUCAGCCACUGGAGCCCCAUCUUUGCCCCAGCCUGUCUGUCCCUGUCCUGGGCUGGGGAGGGGGAAGGGGAACUUUGUUGGGAAUAAACUUCACUCUGUGGAUUUG
This is a messenger RNA of Heterocephalus glaber (naked mole-rat), 5014 nucleotides long. RefSeq names its product adhesion G protein-coupled receptor B2 (gene Adgrb2). Gene Ontology annotation, biological process: negative regulation of angiogenesis; G protein-coupled receptor signaling pathway; cell surface receptor signaling pathway. Gene Ontology annotation, cellular component: plasma membrane. Gene Ontology annotation, molecular function: G protein-coupled receptor activity. The record is from RefSeq and is a predicted model, not a curated record. Lineage: Eukaryota; Metazoa; Chordata; Mammalia; Rodentia; Bathyergidae.